CGCACAAGUUGGCAGCGCCGUUCUGAUUCAGUGUGUUUUGUUUUUGAUGCGUUGCGAAGUAAUUAAUUUUUCGUUUUUAUAAAGUUAUUUAUUGGAUACCGGUAGGAUAUCCACCAUUUACCCCCCGUGACGUCACUUGCAAGGCUUCAUGAUGAAUUACGGCAGGAAAACGCCCUCCACAUAUCGCUCGAAUCCGUCGGUUUAUUCCCAUGCCACGGGAAGAUCCUCGACAAACCUGCACUCGAAGAUGUCCCGGUCCACGCGAUCUGUAAGGAUUCCCUGGUACCAGCGACCGCUGCUAAAGAAUAAUCAGUAUAUCGACAUACAGAAGGGCGCCAUGCUCAUUGGAUUGUUUGCCAUUUUUCUUUCACUGUUUACCAUUGCCACGAGCAUCUUUGACAUCUAUUGUUAUGCGAUGGCUGCGCCAGGAUCUACACAUUAUGGCUAUUAUAUUAUCUCCUACGAGUUUGUCUAUGUGGGCAACAAGCAUGUUCGCAACAUGCUGAUUGUCUUUGCCCUAUUCUCACUGAUCAUGGCACUAAUUAACUUUGUGACCAGCGUCCUGCUCUGCGUGGCUCUGCGCAAGGAAUACGAGAGGAAGGUCAUGCCCUGGCUGUGGACCUUUGCCAUUUUUACUGUGUGGCGAGCUUUGGCUUUGAUUUUCUUUGCCAUUGUCAACGAUCUGUACUUUGCCUACAACAUAAUCAUGGUGCUGCUGUGGAGCGUCUUCUGUCUGGUUUCUAUAUACGGCUGGGCUGUGGUGUACUCGCUCUUCUUGGAGCUAGUGGAUCUCACCAAACUGGAGGAUUUGGCUCAUCUGCGCAUGGGCACAAUGGCCUCGCUGCACGCCUCUACGGCUAAUUCCCUGGCUGGCUCACGGCCAACCACACCCCACAGCACUGUGUCUACGAUGCCCGUGGGUUAAACAAUAGAGUAUUUUCCAAAUCCAAACCUGAAAAAUGGAGCUCACAACGAAAACUGCACAAGAAAUAACCCCUAAUGCUUCUUCGUUUUACACAAAAACACGCAUUUCUUAAACUAUUUUGUACAUUCCAUCCACCAGUUCCGUGCCUUAGAGAAAACCUCUCUCGAAAUACCACAAAUUUUAUACACGAAUCUGCGUAAUUUAGUUGUAAGUCAGUCGCAUUCCGUCCAAUUGUCGUAUGUUUUUUAUACAUGUAUACUGUUGAUGAAUCUCUGCCUACAUAUCGUGUUUUUUUAUAUGCAUAUAUACAAUAUAUAUGUGAAAUGUAGCCUAUGUAUCUAAAAUAAUAAGCGACAAAGCAAUAUGCAAAAUACAAAAACCCG
Messenger RNA from Drosophila kikkawai, 1308 nucleotides. It is a transcript of the gene pasi2, whose product is annotated as Protein pasi2. NCBI's taxonomy places the organism in Eukaryota, Metazoa, Arthropoda, Insecta, Diptera, Drosophilidae. The record is from RefSeq and is a predicted model, not a curated record.